Messenger RNA from Vigna umbellata (rice bean), 2304 nucleotides. RefSeq names its product DA1 (gene DA1). NCBI's taxonomy places the organism in Eukaryota, Viridiplantae, Streptophyta, Magnoliopsida, Fabales, Fabaceae. The record is from RefSeq and is a predicted model, not a curated record. Gene Ontology annotation, molecular function: ubiquitin binding.
UCCUUCUCCUCUCUUUAUUCCAUCAUAAAGAAAAAUCUUUUGCCUUUGUUUUUUUUGUUUGUGCCUUUUUUCUUCACCUUUGGGGUCUCCUUGAGGAGAGGGGAAGAAGAAGAAGAAGAAGGUGGACCCCACCAGGCGCACAAGCAAACACGAAACACAUUCACACCAAUUUCAAACCCAUCUUCAUCUUUAUUUUCCUUGAUCCUUCCUCAUCAUAAGGGUUUAUCACUUUUGUGUUAAUUACUUCAAAUUAUUUUUCUUUCUCGAUUUUUUCUUCAGCCCCCAAAAACGCUUCCACGUUUCUUUCUUCUAAUUUGACUUUCAAAUCGUCUGCGUGCGUGCGCUUCCACUUUCUUCUCCUUUCAAUCCUUCAAUCAAUCCUUGCAAAUGUCAAUCAUCUUCACUCUUCGCCUUCCAACUCGUUUUUGAAUCGUUCCACUUUUUCCUGCCAGCUUCUUUCCCUUAACACGCACCCAAAAAAGCGAGUUUUUUUUUAUCUUCUUUCUACAGAAAAGAGCCAUAUUGUUGUAAUUACAUACCUGUUGAUUUAUUAGAUCAUCACACACUUGUUUUCUUCAAUUCAGUCUUGAUUCUUCCGCCAUUUGUUAAAAGGAAGGAAAUUUUUUGUUCUUUGUAUGAAGUUGUAGUGAUUCUUUUUUGAGUGAGUGGAUGGGUUGGCUUAGCAGAAUUUUCAAAGGGUCUGAGCAGAAGAUAUCGGAGGGACAUUAUAGUAAAGAGGAUGCUGGUUAUUAUUUGCCAUCGACUUCGGGGGUAACAACAAAUGAUGUUUGGAAUCAGAACGAGAAUGAGGAUAUAGAUCGUGCUAUUGCACUGUCGUUGGUGGAAGAGAGCGAGCGAACACACAAUGUAAAUGACAACAGAUCACAGUUAGAAGAAGAUGAACAACUUGCCAGAGCUUUAGAAGAAAGUCUAAACGUGGAGUCUCCUCCCAGAUAUGGAAAUGAAAAUGCGUAUCAACCAAUUCAGUAUUUCCCCAUGGGGUCCAGGAUUUGUGCUGGCUGCUAUACUGAGAUUGGUUAUGGGCGAUAUCUUAAUUGCUUGAACGCAUUCUGGCAUCCUGAAUGCUUCCGCUGCCGAGCUUGCAACCUACCAAUCUCUGAUUAUGAGUUCUCCACAUCUGGGAAUUACCCUUACCAUAAAUCAUGUUAUAAGGAAAGCUACCACCCGAAAUGUGAUGUCUGCAAGCACUUUAUUCCAACAAAUCCUGCUGGUCUUAUUGAAUAUAGGGCACAUCCAUUCUGGGUCCAGAAAUAUUGCCCUUCUCAUGAACAUGACUGUACUCCACGAUGUUGCAGUUGUGAGCGAAUGGAGUCGCAAGAGGCAGGAUAUAUUGCGCUUAAGGAUGGCCGGAAGCUCUGUUUAGAGUGUCUGGAUUCUGCUAUCAUGGAUACAAAUGAAUGCCAACCCCUUUAUGCUGAUAUACGAAGAUUUUAUGAAAGCCUAAAUAUGAAACUGGAUCAGCAAAUUCCACUACUAUUGGUUGAAAGACAAGCACUGAAUGAAGCAAGAGAGGGAGAUAAGAAUGGACAUUAUCACAUGCCGGAAACCAGAGGGCUCUGCCUCUCAGAGGAGCUCAGCACUUUCUCAAGACGACCUAGAUUUGGGACAGGAAAUGGAGCAAUGGACAUAAGAGCACAGCCAUACAGGAUGGCUCCACAUUGUGAUGUGACAGCUAUUCUCAUUUUAUAUGGUCUUCCAAGAUUGCUCACUGGAUCGAUCCUAGCCCAUGAGAUGAUGCAUGCCUGGCUUCGACUUAAAGGUUAUCGGACUCUAAGUCAAGAUGUUGAAGAAGGUAUCUGUCAGGUUUUGGCUCAUAUGUGGUUGGAGUCUGAACUAAGCUCUGCAUCAGGCAGCAACUUUGUAUCAGCUUCAUCCUCAUCUGCAUCACACACAUCUAAAAAGGGUAAAAGACCUCAGUUUGAGAGGAAGCUUGGGGAGUUCUUCAAACACCAGAUUGAAUCAGACAUUUCCCCUGUUUAUGGAGAUGGGUUUAGGGCAGGUCAAAAAGCAGUGCGUAAAUAUGGUCUACAAAGGACCCUUCACCACAUCAAGAUGACGGGGACUUUUCCAUAUUAAGUACACAGAGAUACUCCAUUAACAUAUUGUUUUUUCAUUCUUUCUUCAUAUAAAGCCUGGCCUGUUAUUAGAAACCAAGGUCAAGGUCUGCUUUAGGCAUUAGCUUCAACGAGUUGAUGAUUUUUUGUACUUGUAAUUAUUGAUGCUGUUGCGGUAUAUUCAUUACAUUCACAUUUUUUUCUAAUUUAUCACACUGCUACUUUUUGG